GUUUAUUUUUUGUUUUUGCCUUAUUUUUAAAGAAUUUUCGGUAUAUUGUUGGAAAAUCAAAUUAAAUUUAUAAAAUAUUAAAAUAAUUUAAGAAAAAUGUCUUCAGUGUUAAUAGUAGAUGUGAAGAAAAUAUGUCGUGUUUGUUUGGGCAGUGAAUUGGAAAUGGUAUCUUUGUUUCAAACACAGCAAAGUCCUACAAUUGCUGAAAUGUUAAGUGAACUAAUAAUUUACAAGAUUCAACACUUUAAUGAAUUGCCACAUUUGAUAUGUUCCGAAUGUGUAAAUUUAGUUGUUAGUGCUUAUAAAUUAAAAGAAAAAUGUGAAAAAUCCGAGAGAACUUUAUUAGCCUUGCUUGAUAAUCCACUUAAAGGUAUAUGUUUAAAUAAAAAUACCCAAGAAAAAGGAACUCAAACACAAAUAGAAGAAAAGCUUUUGUAUCCUUGUCAGUAUUGUGAUGAAAAGUUCAUAAAUUUAGAUGGUCUGGAGCUUCAUGCUGAAAACAUACAUACAAAUAGUUCAAACACUUGUCGCUGUUGUUCACGUUCCUUUAAAAGCAUAUCAGACUUAAAAAAUCAUUUAACUGUAUUUCAUCCUGAAAUAGAUUGCAAAAAUUAUAACGAAUGUCAUAUUUGUAAACGUCAAUUUACACGGGCGGCCCAUUUAAUAAGACAUAUACAAAGUAAACAUAAAUUUUUCAAAGUUGAAAUUGAAUCAUUGGAUGAACAGGAAGUUUCAGUCAUAUCUCUAGAAGAGGAAACAAAUAACAAAGAGGAAAGUACUAAUGAAAGUAGAGACAAAUGUGAAACAUUAAAAUUAGUUAAAGUGGACGAUGUUGAACAUUUUACAGAUGAUGAAAAUGAAAUGCCCUUAAAGUUGUUAUUGGAAUCUUCAAAUACUUCCGAAAUAAUAGAAGAUGUUUUUAAUACAUCUUUAGAUGAAAUUGCUGAAAUUUCAUUGGAUUCACAAAAUUCUAUUAAUACAGAAGAAACAAAUGUUGCAAAAAAUAAUUUACCGCCAGCUAAACGUAACAGAGGUAGACCAAAAAUCCAUCUAAAACUGAAGUUUUAGCGGUUCCAGGCAAUACUUUAGAAGAGGGUGUGUCCUAUAACAAUUUGUCUAAAAAUUCUACCGGUACUAUACAAGAAACUAAACGUGGCCCUGGCAGACCAUCAAGAAAAGUUGUAAAUUGCAAAUAUUGUUCGGAAUACUUUAAAAGUGCUAAAAUGUUACAUCAACAUAUUGC
This is a messenger RNA of Lucilia sericata (common green bottle fly), 1243 nucleotides long. RefSeq names its product zinc finger protein 271-like. The transcript is spliced from 5 exons. Gene Ontology annotation, molecular function: zinc ion binding. Gene Ontology annotation, biological process: regulation of transcription by RNA polymerase II. NCBI's taxonomy places the organism in Eukaryota, Metazoa, Arthropoda, Insecta, Diptera, Calliphoridae. The record is from RefSeq and is a predicted model, not a curated record. The coding region runs from base 97 to 1068 and encodes 323 amino acids. Gene Ontology annotation, cellular component: nucleus.